CUACAACAAAAUUCAUUGAUGUAUAUAUUUUUUUAAUGUGUUAAAAUUCUGUAAAUAUUUUGCGUAAACAGUUAAAAACAAAAUAAGUAAAGCAGUACGUAGCUUGUAUUAAAAUCGCGCAUGGUGCUUAGAAGAUGACAAAACAGAAGAAUACUUUUAUUCGAGUGAAUUACAGCAGUCGCCAGUCAGUCAAAUAAUUGUCCAAUUUUUAUAGGCCUAAAAAAUGCAUUAUACAUAAUAGCUAUUAAAUGUAAACAAGCAAUAAAAGCUUUACGACAAAUCCAAAACAUCGUCUGUCACUUAUUAAAUUGAACGAAAGUGUAAAAAAGAUGCAGACAGACUCAGACAACAAAAGCAAUAACAAAGUGCUCCGACCAAAAUAAAUGCAUAUGCAUGUAUAUUGUGUAUAUGUAUAUGUGUGUUGUGGAUUGGAUUCUGAUUGGAUCGCUGGAAUAUAAUUAACUGAGGAAAUACUGAUAAUAUUUCUAAUUAUCAAGAUCUUUGCGAAACUUUAUCUCAACUCUGCUCUCGAAUAUGUCCGACGGCGUCAGCGUGCUGCACAUUAAACAGGAGGUGGAUACUUCAUCAGCUGGAGGAGGAGGAGGCGCCAGCAACUCGUGCUGCAGUCCCAGCUCCAAGGCAACAACAACAACAACAACAGCUGGCCACAACAACUCGAGUAACAACAACAGCAACAGCGGCAUGAAGUCAUCUCCAUCGGUGUCACCAGAGCGUCAACUCUGCAGCUCCACAACAUCCUUAUCCUGUGAUCUGCACAACGUAUCUUUGAGUAAUGAUGGCGACAGCAGCAAAGGAGGCGGAGGCGGGGGAGGAGGCAACAAUCACUCCAGCAGCGUUGCAGCGGGCAGCGGCUCUGUCCGUGAUGAGGUGCGUCGCUUGUGUCUGGUGUGCGGAGAUAUUGCCUCCGGGUUUCAUUAUGGCGUCGCCAGCUGUGAGGCGUGCAAGGCCUUCUUCAAGCGCACCAUUCAGGGCAACAUCGAGUACACGUGUCCGGCCAACAACGAGUGCGAGAUCAACAAGCGAAGGCGGAAGGCGUGUCAGGCCUGUCGCUUCCAGAAGUGCCUGCUCAUGGGAAUGCUCAAGGAGGGCGUGCGUCUGGAUCGUGUGCGUGGAGGACGACAGAAAUAUAGACGUAAUCCGGUGUCCAACUCGUACCAGACCAUGCAGCUGCUUUAUCAAUCCAGCACCACAUCGUUGUGUGAGAUAAAGAUACUGGACGUGCUCAACUCCUAUGAGCCGGAUACACUGAGCGUGUCACAGGCAUCACAGCAACAACAACAGCCGCAACAACCGCACACGACCAGCUGCAAUGAUGAAGCUUCCUCCUCGUCGGGCAGCGUUAAGCUGGAGAGCAGCAAUAAUGGCAGUACUCCAAAUGGCACAUGCAUUUUUCAAAACAAUAACAACAAUGAUCCACAUGAGAUUUUAAGCGUACUGAGCGAUCUCUAUGACAAGGAGCUGGUCAGCGUUAUUGGCUGGGCCAAGCAGAUACCCGGAUUUAUAGAGCUACCUUUAAAUGAUCAAAUGAAGCUACUCCAAGUCUCGUGGGCAGAGAUCUUGACGCUUCAAUUGACAUUUCGUUCGUUGCCUUUCAAUGGCAAAUUGUGUUUUGCCACCGAUGUGUGGAUGGAUGAGCUGCUGGCCAAGGAAUGCGGCUACACGGAGUUCUAUUAUCAUUGUGUGCAAAUCGCACAGCGGAUGGAGCGCAUCUCGCCACGUCGCGAGGAAUACUAUCUGCUGAAGGCAUUGCUGCUGUCCAAUUGUGAUAUACUCUUGGACGAUCAGAGUUCCUUGCGCGCCUUUCGCGACACCAUUCUCAAUUCGCUCAACGAUGUUGUCUACUUAUUGCGUCACUCCUCCGCCGUGUCCCAUCAGCAGCAGCUACUGCUCUUACUCCCCUCGCUGCGACAGGCGGAUGAUAUACUGCGGCGCUUUUGGCGCGGAGUUGCACGCGAUGAACUCAUCAAUAUGAAGAAAUUGUUUCUCGAGAUGCUCGAACCGCUGGCCAGGUGAAAGAGCAGCAAUAGAAUUUAGUUAUUAAGUCAAGGUGCAAAUCUACAUUUAAGUUGAACUAGUUACUAAAACUAUUCUGUAAGCAUAUUCAAAGGUGUAGCUCAUAGUGUGUACAUAGAUUGUGUGUGAAUUUCGGAAUUAUAUAUAAAUGAAAAAUUACUAAAACUAAAAA
This is a messenger RNA of Drosophila innubila, 2206 nucleotides long. RefSeq names its product steroid hormone receptor ERR2 (gene ERR). Gene Ontology annotation, biological process: regulation of DNA-templated transcription. The coding region runs from base 535 to 2034 and encodes 499 amino acids. Gene Ontology annotation, cellular component: nucleus. The record is from RefSeq and is a predicted model, not a curated record. Lineage: Eukaryota; Metazoa; Arthropoda; Insecta; Diptera; Drosophilidae. Gene Ontology annotation, molecular function: sequence-specific DNA binding; DNA-binding transcription factor activity; steroid binding. The transcript is spliced from 3 exons.